UAAAGCAUUGAUGCACUAAUGCAACUUUGCUUUAAUGUUUUGAGCAGGAUGUUCAGUCCACGAUAUUCCUGUCUGUAGUGCGCACUAUGUAGUAAGUACGGGUGGGUUUGGGACAGAGUUGGUGUGCAUGCCGCUGAAGGAGAGAGGGAGGUGAAACAGCAGAGUUGUAGCACGCAGACACACGCGCUCAGGCGGGUUCUGGGUUUCUGUAGCGUGGUGUGAGCAUGGCUGAUGUUUCUGAGAGGACACUGCAGGCCGCCAUUUUGCUCUCCUUUGCCGCAGGGUUUGUGGCAGGCUGGCAGGCGAACCGCGCACGCCGGAAGUUCCUGGACUGGAGGAAGAAACGGCUGCAGGACAAACUGGCGGAGACACAGAAGAAACUAGACCUGUCCUGAACAGAACCGCGACCAGGACAGACACGUCUCAAUCUCUCAAAGCCUGUGACUCUUCUUAUCCUCCUCACUGACCUCUGACUUUGAAGCCUGUCUGUGUAAACCUGACCUCCUGAUAUUCAGCCGUUCGGCUCUGUUUGUCUUCACAUGAUGAAAAAACGCA
Messenger RNA from Clarias gariepinus (North African catfish), 555 nucleotides. Its product is annotated as mitoregulin-like. The coding region runs from base 225 to 395 and encodes 56 amino acids. Lineage: Eukaryota; Metazoa; Chordata; Actinopteri; Siluriformes; Clariidae. Gene Ontology annotation, cellular component: mitochondrial inner membrane. The transcript has 2 exons. The record is from RefSeq and is a predicted model, not a curated record. Gene Ontology annotation, biological process: positive regulation of mitochondrial membrane potential.